CGACGAUGACGUUCAUUCUUGCUGCAGUGCUCAAUUCAAUACACCUUGACCUCAAUGGCAAUUUCCCAUCUACUCGCACAACCCAUGACAAGCAGGACAGGAGCUAUGCUUACAAUGUCUCUUACUCGCCCUGUACGGCUCCCUCUCGCCUUCUCCAUCGCGAGGAACACCCGUUCAUUCUAUGCAACGCCCAAAAGAUGUAUCUCCCAUUUCGAUACAUACUUAUUCGUGGAGAAGCUCGAAAAGAACGGCAUGACUAGAGAGCAGGCGGAGGGUGUCAUGAGUGUCUUGGCGGAAGUCAUCGAGGAAAGUAUAAAGGGUAUGGAAGCCAGUCUCGUCAGCAAGGCAGAGCAAGAAAAGCAAAGAUACACUGAAAAAGUUGAUUUUGCGCGCCUGAAAUCUGAACUUCAGCUACACGAAAAGAAUGAUCUUACCCUCAUGAAGGCCGAAAACGAUCGACUCAUGGCAGAUGUGGAAAAACUCAAGCAACGGCUCCGAGAAGAGGUUACUCGUACUCAAGCUGGUGUUCGCUUAGAUCUGAACCUGGAAAAAGGGCGCAUACGUGAUGAAAGCAGCCAGCAAGAACUCAAGAUCAAGGAGGUGGACACUCGGAUUGAAAGUGAAAUCGCAGGUUUGAGAACACAGAUCGAGCAGGCCAAGUUCAGUAUUCUACAAUACUUGGUUGGUGUAGCGACUGGUUCAGGGGCGUUGUUGCUUGCUUAUAUGAGGAUGAUGCGAUAGAUCUGAAGUGUGUAGAGGUCUUAUCAUGUUGCACCCCCUUCUUCUGUACCAUACAUACAUAUGCAUCCUUCCAACCUCCAACCCCGGUCUCCACCCUCCGCUCUCGGCAAUUUCACCCGGCAUCUCGGUGCUCCCUGGAGCCUUCAAGAUGUUUUGGAUACAUGCAUCCCGCCUCCUUAUUGACGGAAUUUGCGACGCUUGGGCGAUUCACUGGUAGACGUAGACGCGAUUAUGUCCGAAUGAUUAUCCAGAGGACGUACGGGCUUCUCUUUCCUCCUUCCUUUCUGUAGCUGCUGAUAAAAGCGUGAUGAAGAUGAAAGGAGCAAGUAGUUGGGUGGCUGGUAUUGUGAAAUCGUUACUCUUGUAAGAAGGAUUGCCUAGCCAGUGGCGAUCGAUUACCCUGAUCUCCCUCCACU
This is a messenger RNA of Cryptococcus deneoformans JEC21, 1157 nucleotides long. RefSeq names its product mitochondrion protein, putative. Gene Ontology annotation, cellular component: mitochondrion. NCBI's taxonomy places the organism in Eukaryota, Fungi, Basidiomycota, Tremellomycetes, Tremellales, Cryptococcaceae. Bases 55 to 741 code for a protein of 228 amino acids. The record is from RefSeq and is a predicted model, not a curated record. The transcript is spliced from 5 exons.